Molecule: messenger RNA, 819 nt
Organism: Monoraphidium neglectum
Lineage: Eukaryota; Viridiplantae; Chlorophyta; Chlorophyceae; Sphaeropleales; Selenastraceae
Product: proline dehydrogenase
Exons: 9
Coding region: 1-819 (272 amino acids)
Cellular component (GO): mitochondrion
Molecular function (GO): FAD binding; proline dehydrogenase activity
Source: RefSeq, a predicted model, not a curated record
AUGAUCGAGCAGAUAAAACAGGCGGGAGGCGCCCGCACGCCCCUGUCGCAGUCCUACGUGGCGCGCGCCCUGAGUGAGGGGGAGGUCGAGCUGGCUGACGCCAUGGUGGGGCGUGUGGCGGCCCUGGCGGAGCUGGCUGAUGCCAGGGGGGUGCGGCUCAUGAUCGACGCCGAGCACACGUACUUCCAACCGGCCAUUGACCACACGGCCAAGGCCCUGUCAAUGCAGUACAACAAGGAGUGGCCCGUCAUAUUCAACACCUACCAGGCGUACCUGAAGGGCAGCUACACACUGCUGAUGGAGGACAUGGAGAGGGCGCGGCGCAACGGGUUUGGUGCCAAGCUGGUGCGUGGUGCAUACCUGAGCUUGGAGCGGCGCCGCGCAGCAGCCAAGGGCCAGGAGAGCCCGAUAUGGGACACCCUGCAAGACACACACGAUAACUACAACAGGUGCAUGCGUGCCGUGCUGCGCGAGGUCAAGGAGUCUGGGGCAGAGCUGAUGAUCGCCAGCCACAACCAGGACUCGAUUGAGCAGGCGGUGCAGGAAAUGCACCGCCUCGGGCUUCCCCCCACCGGCGGCGGCGUCUACUUCGGGCAGCUGCUGGGAAUGGCGGACUCUCUCACGUUCACGCUGGGGCAGAACGGGUAUGAGGCGUUCAAGUAUGUCCCAUAUGGCCCCAUAGCCGAGGUGCUGCCCUACCUGGUGCGCCGCGCCCAGGAGAACAGCGCAAUAGUGCAGGGCGCCGCAGUGGCGCGCCAGAUGGACAUGCUGCGGUCAGAGAUCGGGCGCCGCGUGGUGCGCCUCGGCCGCGCGGGCUGA